Salmo salar (Atlantic salmon) is the source of this 8508-nucleotide messenger RNA. NCBI's taxonomy places the organism in Eukaryota, Metazoa, Chordata, Actinopteri, Salmoniformes, Salmonidae. The record is from RefSeq and is a predicted model, not a curated record.
GUGUUCUGGCCCAGGGAGAAAGCCAGGGGAGUGGGUCUGUGUUCUGGCCCAGGGAGAAAGCCAGGGGAAAGUCUGUGUCCUGGCCAAGGCUGCUUGAGAAUGUUUUAUCUUUUCCCAGUUAUCCUUUUUCACUUAAUGACUGUUCAUAUUGACCCAGCAGGCAGACAGACACUGUGUAAAAUCCCCUCUCUCUCUCUCUCUCUCUCUGUGUAAUGCAAUCUAUGCUUGGUAAAGGGCCUGACAGGGCUGGAGCUGUGUGUAUGUGUGAGAUUGCUCUGGUCUUUGGAUGCGGUGUGAGCAUGGUGUGAGUGGAAGCAGAACCCAGGUCUGGUCUUCAUCACAGAGAACUACCCAGGGCCAGACCUUCUACCACCACCAGCAGCCCAGGUGUGGUCUUCAUCACAGAGAACUACCCAGGGCCAGACCUUCUACCACCACCAGCAGCCCAGGGGUGGUCUUCAUCACAGAGAACUACCCAGGGCCAGACCUUCUACCACCACCAGCAGCCCAGGGCUGGUCUUCAUCACAGAGAACUACCCAGGGCCAGACCUUCUACCACCACCAGCAGCCCAGGGGUGGUCUUCAUCACAGAGAACUACCCAGGGCCAGACCUUCUACCACCACCACCAGCAGCACAGGUCUGGUCUUCAUCACAGAGAACUACCCAGGACCAGACCUUCUACCACCACCACCAGCAGCCCAGGGGUGGUCUUCAUCACAGAGAACUACCCAGGGCCAGACCUUCUACCACCACCAACAGCCCAGGGGUGGUCUUCAUCACAGAGAACUACCCAGGGCCAGACCUUCUACCACCACCAACAGCCCAGGUCUGGUCUUCAUCACAGAGAACUACCCAGGGCCAGACCUUCUACCACCACCAACAGCCCAGGUCUGGUCUUCAUCACAGAGAACUACCCAGGGCCAGACCUUCUACCACCACCAGCAGCCCAGGGGUGGUCUUCAUCACAGAGAACUACCCAGGGCCAGACCUUCUACCACCACCAACAGCCCAGGGGUGGUCUUCAUCACAGAGAACUACCCAGGGCCAGACCUUCUACCACCACCAGCAGCCCAGGUCUGGUCUUCAUCACAGAGAACUACCCAGGGCCAGACCUUCUACCACCACCACCAGCAGCCCAGGUCUGGUCUUCAUCACAGAGAACUACCCAGGGCCAGACCUUCUACCACCACCAACAGCCCAGGUCUGGUCUUCAUCACAGAGAACUACCCAGGGCCAGACCUUCUACCACCACCAACAGCCCAGGGGUGGUCUUCAUCACAGAGAACUACCCAGGGCCAGACCUUCUACCACCACCAGCAGCCCAGGGGUGGUCUUCAUCACAGAGAACUACCCAGGGCCAGACCUUCUACCACCACCAGCAGCCCAGGGGUGGGUGAACAGGGAAUCUUCCAAAUAACUAUAACCUAACUAUAUAUUUGAAAAGAAAUAUCACCAUCGCAUUGCAAUAGAUACACAAAUUCAAUAUAGUGUGAUAUCACGUCAGAUUACAGUUUAGUUCCUCAUAUACAGCCAAGCUAUCUCAACAAUGGGCUGUGGCUGUUGAGGUGCAUUGCAUCUGUAUGUGUGUAUUGAUCCUGAUAAAGCUGCCAGAGGUGAGCAGUGCAGACUGGUAAGACCUGUGCCAUGACCUUCAGCAGAAGCAGGGGAGUUGCUUGUGGAUCAGGGUGUUAAAUCGCCAGCCCUUUUUCACCCGCAGCAUGUGUUGAUAGGUCCUAUAUGGAUAGUACACUGGUCCUACAGUAGCUCUGCAGCUGUACCGCGUGUGUGUCUGUGCGGGUGUCAGUCUGUACGAGUAGGCUUGCGUUUCUAGGAACCUGUAUGGGGGCGCUCAGCUCAGCCAGCCAGUCCAGUUUGGUUGAGAAGGCCAGGGCCAGAUAGGACCACGUGGGGUUAGUGCUGUACUCACCACAGUUGGGGGAUUGGGGUCUGGGGGCAUUGGGGUGACAGGUGCUGGGGGCUGACCAGGACCCACUAGUCUGUCAGCCUGCCACUAGCUAACCCCCCUGAACGCACGCACACACCUAAUCCCUAGCCAGCUGUUGCAGUUGCCGUGGUCCAAUCAGUCUAAAGUGUCAAGGCUAGGGCGGUAAUGGUUGGGGGGAGGGCAGGUGGUCACAGGUUCAGGUAGCCCACGCGCAUGCCUGUCGCUGUGGUGACUGAGAAGGACGUGAUAUUUACCCCCACCCCUCCUUGAUAACGGCUUGGGGCUCCCCCUGAAGAAUUCAGGACAUGUUUCUCAGGCCCUGCCAGAAGUGUCCGCAGCAACACUGACACACACACUCAUUUGUUAUCUUCACAUGGGUUUAAAUAACCCCAAGCCUAUCUGAAUGUGGGGUUAGGGUAGGCCCACUCCUCAAUCCCAUGUCCAGCCCCCUGUCUCUGGAAGAUGAGCCGGUCCAUCCCUGUGUGACCCCAUGGGCAGGGGUGGGAACUAGCAGCAGCAGGGGGUUCUGGAGAAUGUUGUGUCUGGGUAAAGUUGUAUCUCAGGGGUCAGCAGUCUCGUCGUCGCUGCUGUCGUCUCGGUGUCGUCCCAGACUCCCACUGGCCAGUAGAUUGAUGGUAGUUCACUGUAGUUCACUGAGCCCUACCAAUAUCCAGUAGGGUGUCUUUCUCUGUGUGUAGUCAGGGGACUGGUGGUAGUUCACUGUAGUUCACUGAGCCCUACCAAUAUCCAGUAGGGUGUCUUUCUCUGUGUGUAGUCAGGGGACUGGUGGUAGUUCACUGUAGUUCACUGAGCCCUACCAAUAUCCAGUAGGGUGUCUUUCUCUGUGUGUAGUCAGGGGUCUGGUGGUAGUUCACUGUAGUUCACUGAGCCCUACCAAUAUCCAGUAGGGUGUCUUUCUCUGUGUGUAGUCAGGGGACUGGUGGUAGUUCACUGUAGUUCACUGAGCCCUACCAAUAUCCAGUAGGGUGUCUUUCUCUGUGUGUAGUCAGGGGACUGGUGGUAGUUCACUGUAGUUCACUGAGCCCUACCAAUAUCCAGUAGGGUGUCUUUCUCUGUGUGUAGUCAGGGGACUGGUGGUAGUUCACUGUAGUUCACUGAGCCCUACCAAUAUCCAGUAGGGUGUCUUUCUCUGUGUGUAGUCAGGGGACUGGUGGUAGUUCACUGUAGUUCACUGAGCCCUACCAAUAUCCAGUAGGGUGUCUUUCUCUGUGUGUAGUCAGGGGACUGGUGGUAGUUCACUGUAGUUCACUGAGCCCUACCAAUAUCCAGUAGGGUGUCUUUCUCUGUGUGUAGUCAGGGGACUGGUGGUAGUUCACUGUAGUUCACUGAGCCCUACCAAUAUCCAGUAGGGUGUCUUUCUCUGUGUGUAGUCAGGGGACUGGUGGUAGUUCACUGUAGUUCACUGAGCCCUACCAAUAUCCAGUAGGGUGUCUUUCUCUGUGUGUAGUCAGGGGACUGGUGGUAGUUCACUGUAGUUCACUGAGCCCUACCAAUAUCCAGUAGGGUGUCUUUCUCUGUGUGUAGUCAGGGGACUGGUGGUAGUUCACUGUAGUUCACUGAGCCCUACCAAUAUCCAGUAGGGUGUCUUUCUCUGUGUGUAGUCAGGGGACUGGUGGUAGUUCACUGUAGUUCACUGAGCCCUACCAAUAUCCAGUAGGGUGUCUUUCUCUGUGUGUAGUCAGGGGACUGGUGGUAGUUCACUGUAGUUCACUGAGCCCUACCAAUAUCCAGUAGGGUGUCUUUCUCUGUGUGUAGUCAGGGGACUGGUGGUAGUUCACUGUAGUUCACUGAGCCCUACCAAUAUCCAGUAGGGUGUCUUUCUCUGUGUGUAGUCAGGGGACUGGUGGUAGUUCACUGUAGUUCACUGAGCCCUACCAAUAUCCAGUAGGGUGUCUUUCUCUGUGUGUAGUCAGGGGACUGGUGGUAGUUCACUGAGCCCUACCAAUAUCCAGUAGGGUGUCUUUCUCUGUGUGUAGUCAGGGGACUGGUGGUAGUUCACUGAGCCCUAACAUUAUCCAGUAGGGUGAGUGGAUCACAUAUCAAAGCUUUUAGGCCAUAUGGCAGAUCUUUGGAAUAAUCCAUUUUAUUUGACAUUCAGAAACAAUGAGCCUCUUCGCAAAUGGCACCUUAUUCCAUAUAUAGUGUACUACUUUUAACCAGGACCAAUAGGGCUCUGGUCUAAAGUAGUGCACUAUAUAAGGAAUAGUAUGCCAUUUGGGACGCACAGUGGUAGUGUUUUGGUUGCCUUAGGAAAUAUCUCCCAGUUUCUGUUGAUGGCUCCAUACUUCCUGAUUCUGCUUAAUGAGCUCAGGUUGAGGGCUGAAUGGUCUGGGUUCUGAACGUUCAUUUCUUGCAUGGAGGUUUACACAACGUUUAAACAGCACUAUUUCUACUGGUAGGGUGUGGACUGUGGAGGGUUGUGGAAUAGGAAUGGUGGUUGGGUUUGGAGAGGGUGAGUGGUGUCUGUGCUUCAUCUGGAUCUGAUAUCUGGAGCCACCACUCAUUCGCUACACAAACACACUGGGAGUGUAUUGUUUUGCACAAGGCUUUCUCCGAUUGAAGAUCCUUCUGUGGUUAACGGGCAAAACAGACCAGCUUUAACAGCAAUGUGUGUGUUGUGUUGGAGAGAGCUCGGGUGGGACAGGACAGCAUGAACUGGACACCCCCAGAGUGCUCGUUGUGCUAAUAAAACAGCAGGCCUAUCAGACACCCAACACCCCCAAUCAAACCCCAUUACAUUAAGGAAAUAUUACACCUCACACUGCCAAGGGCUAGGACUGAUGCAUUUACAUGGCAAGGCAUUACUGUGUGUGUGUGUUAGCCGUGAAUAGUUGUAUCUGUUUACCUCCGGUGUUGUCAGGACGUUGGCGGUCUCUUCACAAUACGCUGACGCUGUCCUGUCUGUAGGUGCCCAGGGUUAUAUUGAUUUACAGGCCUGCGGAUCUACUCUGGCUGAUGUAGGCAUCAUAUCAUGUGUUUGGUAGUUCACUCUUUCUGCUAUUUUAGCCUGCUGGAAUACUUGUAUGCGGUAAAUCUGAAGAAGCAUUGUCAUUGCUCUUGACCUAAGGCAAGCCCCUUAUAUGAUGAAGUACAUCAUUUCCGUAUCUCAAGUUGUGUGUGUGUUGAGGUCUGGAGAGCUUCUUACAUCUCGGUGUGUUUAGUGUCUGUGUUAAAGAUCCAAUCCGCAUUAGGGGAAACAGCUGUUCUCCUCAGUGGGGUUUUGUUGAUGAAACGGAGGUGAGGAGCCUCAAGCUGUGAGGAAAAAUUAUGACAAUACACAUUCUGCUGUUCCAUCACGUGUGAUGUCAGAGGAGACAAACUGUGUUGUUGUUUCCAGAAACUUCUUUAUCUCAAAUGGACGUAGUCCACCAUUUCUAAAAUCAGAGAGGGAGGGAGAAAAAGGGAGGGAGUUAGUUAGAGAGGGAGAGCGAAGGAAUGAUUGACAGCCAAACACAAGGAUUACCUUACUCCAUUCCAGAGGGCAAACAAAAUAAAAGUUAAAUGUUAAGCCAUUUACGAUCAAGCUUCUGCCUGGACCUUGUUCGAUCAUAGAGCAGCCACUGAAAUUGACAAAUACAGUAAACUAACCAGACAUUCAAACUCAUGUCAUGUAAAAUCAAACAAAUAUAAUUUUGGUCUAUUUCCUACAUUAGCUAUGGAGAUAUGACACGCUGUUCUAUGUCACUUCUCUGUCAUUCCCUGGUCCAAAAACCUGGCCUACAAACCUCAGGGAGGGAUUGAUACUGCAGCUAAAUGAAACCAAUAUAACUGCUAUUACGUCAACACAAACAUUUUACAUUCACCAUCAUCACCACCGCCAAGGGAGGUUAACUGGGUUAAGAAUCUUAGUGGCUCUAAAGCCGUUUGGAGCGAUUCCUUAAUAAUCUCCCUCACCCCCAUCACAUCACCCCACCAAGACAUUAGCGCCAGGUUUAGGCGGAUUUACCUCGCCAGAUAACACGACCAGAUCUGUCAAAACAGCCGACCCCCCCAUCCCUACACACACACACAGAUAUAUACGGACACACAUCCUCAGUCCCAACAACACUGCCAGACAACACACAAACAAGACACCAAGGUUAUUAUAGUUUUGGUGUUUUUCUGUUCCAUUUUAUUUCUAUUAUAUAGAUUUACGAUUGUUUUAUUUGAAAUUCAGUCUAGUUUGAUUUAGUUUUCAGAUCAGAUUUACUGCUUUUUAUUUAGUUUUUAUAUCUUUUAGUGUUAGGGACAGAAAGUAGCCAUUGUUGGGGCAGUGAUGCAUAAGAUGAUGGGUCAGGUCAUAGGUUAAGUUAGCUUUAAAGGUAGACUCAGCGAGAUGACGUUGAGGCACCAAGUAAAAAGUAGUACUGUGUCAGUUUCCGCAACAACCAGGAGCGUGAAUCUCUCCGCUGUUUUGGUCCCGAAGCUGCCACGUUGUAGAACACUGGUGCAUAUGCACAGAUACACUGUGUGAGAGCCAAGUCUUGCAACGCGCUCAUAUCAAUGGCCGUGUUUCUCGGCUCAGACGUUGCUGAUGCAUGCCAGAUCUUGUAACACCUGGAUAGGUAUUUUAUGUAUCAGCUGACCACCACAUGGUCGUAUUUACCUGCUCAGACGUUGUAUGCAUCUACCAAUGGUUUCAUGCCACGACGGUGCAGUUGGGCACCAGAUUGCUAUAACAUAUGAUGUGGUUAGUUGUUUUGUAAAAUACCUAUCCAGGCGUUGUAAGUUCUGGCAUGCAUUAUCAGAGCAGUGCAACAUAACUGACAUGUUAAAGCAGUCUGGUGCCGGACUGCACAGGCCACGACGUGACACACAACCAUUAGUUGAUGCACGUCUGAGCAGGGGAAAAAAGAAAAACUGAACAUAAUUCAUGAUUGUUUUCAUUUUAUCUUUGUUAUUUACAACAAUAGUUUCAGUAUAGUUUGUUUUUCAAACAGGUUUGUUCAUUAUUUUAUUUCAGUUUUUACUAAGUAGAUUUUUCAUGAUUAGUUUUUGUUUUAGUUUACUAUAAUAAGACGGAAACUUUCCUCUGUCUCUCCUCUCCUCCUUUCUCCCUCCCUCCCUCCCUCCCUCCUUUGGGUUUUCCUUGACUAAUCCUAUAUAUUGUAGAAAUGUUGUUUUCUUACUUAGCCUUCUCACCAAAUGACCCGUUUUCCUCUCCUCUAUUUGUCUGGUCAGUGAUGCUUCCCAGAUGCACACCAGCUGAUGAACAAGUGUAGUGGCGCUGGUUGGUGGCAUAAUAGGUAGUGGGAUAGUGAAGGUGUGUGUGUGUGUAGUCUAAACAGUGUGUGGAGGAUUGGCCAUGUGUUUAUGUGAGGGACUGAUUGGAACGCCUAAGUAUCUUCUUUAAGCCUACAAACACACACAGGUCUCUGUCUCAAUACGUGUGUUCUCAUCAACAAGUCAUUUUAGCAUGUUUUUCUGCUGUGUGGUUGCGUGUUUUGUCUCCUGCUCUGUCAUUAAUACCUGGGGGAGUGCUGUGUAGUGUGUUAUAUGUAACAGUCUGGUAUUGACAGUUGAGUUGCUAUCCUGUAUUAUUGUGUGUAAACGGUCAUCUGUCUCCCUACCCUGGGUCUGGGUCCUGUGUAAGGCUCUUAGAGGGAUAAUCUGGGCUCAGCCAGGGGUCUUACGUCGCCCGCCCAGACCAGGGGUGUCGGGCGAUCCGGACGAGGUGCGAGAGGCCAGGAUCACACACACAUCGACCCCCGUCCCCGCUCUGAGGAUCAGUAGCGGUCUAGUUCUGAUAUUUCUUCAAUUCUUUCUUUUUCACUUUUUGGAUGAUGUGUAUCGUUAGGUAUUACUGCACUGUUGCAGCUAGAAACACAAGCAUUUUGCUGCACCUGCGAUAACAUCUGCAAAUCUGUGUACGCGACCAAUAAACGUUGAUUUGAUUUUGAGUUUUAGGGCUGUAUGUGGGCACUUGGGCUUGGAGGGUAGACUGGGGAAGGUGUGUGUAGACUGUAGCUUACUGAGUGAAGGAGGGUGUGAGUGAGGCCGGCGGGGAGUGGGUAUUUGGAGCAGACCCUCCCUCCUCUGUCUUGGUCUUAGAGCCGUCAGGCCCCUCAAUGAGCCAGUGUGUCUGUGAAAUGCACUUUAUUAUUGGUUAAUCUGCCCACAGUGGCAGCCCUCAUUUCACACUGGAUUCCUCACCCUGUGGAGACCGUGUGUGUGUGUGGGUGUGCGUGCACCCCGUGGGGCCGUGGCUAAUUUGACAAAUUUGCACAGCGGGGUUGGAGGCACAGGCAUGGUGGGAGAUUUGAUAUAUGGGCGCUGGAGACAGGGAGCGCAGAGCACACACACACACUGAAAACACUUGCACACCAUAAGUACUUGUGACGCACAUACACUGCAUACACACAUCACAUACAUUCACAAAUGCAUACUAUAUACACAUAAACACAUUCCAUACAAACUCACACACACCCUCCAGCCCAGUAAUCCAGCCCAACCCUGAGAGAGAGCUGUGGCAGUAUAAUGGUUAUUAAAUGCUUAGUGUUGUGCUCAUACCAAAUAUCUGAGAUUAGCUACGUAAUCAACUCCAAUGUAUUAUAUAUGUUUU